AUGGACACCAAUAGAGAUGGAGGUGUCAUGGGCUGGCCAGCAUCAGAAUCGACAUCAGAUCCCAAUCUAACAGUCUCUAUGAUCACGGAGGAGGCACCAACGCUUACGAUAACCACAAUAGUGGGCUUGAUAGUCAUCAUGAUUGUAGCUAUUGCUGCCGUAUUCCUUUUAGGAGUCCUCAUUGAUUGCAGACAACAGCGCUUGAUAGAGAAGAAAAUGGGCGAAGCGAAACGUUUGAAGACACAGCGACGAGUAAAUAUGUCGGAAGAUGACGCUGCAAGCAUAGCUAAUAAUAUGGAGGAACCAGGAUUUAGUGCACCUCCUGCAGAAGUCAUUAGUCACAUACCAUAG
Messenger RNA from Arctia plantaginis, 351 nucleotides. Lineage: Eukaryota; Metazoa; Arthropoda; Insecta; Lepidoptera; Erebidae. The record is from the annotation of a GenBank genome assembly.